Anopheles maculipalpis is the source of this 1228-nucleotide messenger RNA. It is a transcript of the gene wkd, whose product is annotated as TBC1 domain family member whacked. Bases 16 to 1200 code for a protein of 394 amino acids. The transcript is spliced from 4 exons. NCBI's taxonomy places the organism in Eukaryota, Metazoa, Arthropoda, Insecta, Diptera, Culicidae. The record is from RefSeq and is a predicted model, not a curated record.
CCCCGUACCGGUGUUAUGGCAACCAUUACAAUGGCAGCAUCACCAAAGUCCAACAGCAGUGCCUCGACGACGUCCAUGUCGCUAUUGCAGCGCCAAUCGAGCAAGAACGCGGACACCGUAUCGGUUUGUUCGACCACUAGUGCCUUCUCAACGUGCCCCGAUCGGCACGGCUUUUACGGUGGCAAUCAGUUCUCGGAGAAGCCGAAAAAGGAGUCGCUGACGCGCGAGCAAAUAAUUGCACGGGAAAAGAAAUGGAUCCACAUGACGUCACACUGGGCGGAGUAUAUGAACACCAACUACAAAAAGGUUAGAGAACGUUGUAGAAAAGGAAUUCCGGACGCAUUACGACAGAAAGCAUGGUUCCUGCUGACCGGUGCCAACCAUCUGAUGGGCAAGUUUCCCGACUGGUACCAGCAUCUGCUCGAGGAGCCCGGCAAUCCGCAGAUAAUUGACGAAAUUCGCAAGGACCAACAUCGACAGUUCCCACACCACGAAAUGUUCAUCGACGACGACAAACCGGGCCAGAAGGAGCUGUUUAACGUGCUAAAAGCGUACUCGGUGUACAAUCCGACGGUCGGAUACUGUCAGGCGCAGGCACCAAUCGCUGCCUUCCUGCUCAUGCAGCUACCGGCCGAGCAGGCAUUUUGGUGCUUCGUCGCUAUUUGUGACAAAUAUUUAGAAAACUAUUUCACGCCCGGACUCGAGAUGUUACAGCGCGAUGCCGGCAUGCUUAACCGGCUGCUAAAGAAAACAUCUCCGGCCGCGUACCGGCAUCUCCAGAAGCACAACGUCGAUCCGCUGCUCUACAUGACCGACUGGUUCCUGUGCGCGAUGACGCGUACACUGCCCUGGGACACGCUGCUCCGCGUGUGGGAUUGCUUCCUUUGCGAGGGUGUGCGGAUAUUUUUCAAGGUAGCGCUUGUCAUCAUCGGUGCCACACUUGGCCCCCAGAAGGUACGGUCACAGUGUAAUGGGUUGUGUGAAACGUUGGCCGUGCUACGCUCGCCACCGAAAAAGUUUCUCGAGGAAGAUUUCAUCAUGCACCACAUCUUUCGGUUAAACAUUACGAUUGAAGACUUCCACCGAGAGCAUAAAAAGCAGGAGAUGCUGCACCGGAAGGCUAAGCUAGAACAGCAGAAAGCCGCCCAGCAACAGAACGGUGGUGGGUCUUCUAACAAUGGUCCCAGCAGGAGCACGUAGCCUGUGUCGUGUGCGCUACUGGCAUCGA